GGUCGGCUCAUCCAGUCUGUUCCCAAGUUAUUUUCCAAGAACACCAUGGUUUUGUUGGGUCUCUUAGCUGUCUUGUUUUUGGGCCUAUGUUCUACUGUCCAGGCAUCUUUGGUAAAAUGCUCUUGUGAACCUGGUGCGCCGGGGGAGCGAGGACCUCCCGGUCCUCCUGGGCCUCCAGGAAACCCUAACGGUGGUUCCGGGUUCUGGGGCUAUGGCGGUCCGUAUCCUCCGAUUAUUCCGGGACCUAGAGGAUUACCAGGACCCCCGGGCCCUCCUGGAUUUUGCUUCCCCUGUCCGGCGGCUCCACCUUUGCGAACUUUUGCGCCACCUGGAGUUCCUGUUCAACCUUUUGUUUCCACCCAAGCGGUUCCUGGUGGCGGAUUUGGUGGAGCCUCCGCCUUGACCACCGCAGUGGGUAACAUUAUAGUGAUUCCUGCAGGUACGGGAACUGGAUUAACUGGUCGUGCACAGUUCUUCCAUAUUACACCCGAUGGUCAGGUGUUGCAGAUCGAUCGGCCACAAAAUCUACCCAGUGAACUGUUCGAUUCACCGGUUAAUCAAGGUGGAGGUGCUCAAGUUCCGCCACCUCAGCCCACAUCGUCAUCUCUGUCGGGGAUUACACCGCCGGCAAUUCAGUUGGCACCUACUCAACCCACUCCCGGAGAACUGGGAAAUCCGCAGACCACAUUACUACCGGAAAAUGUAGAGGAAACCGUAUUUGCAGUGGGCAAUCGCAAGGAUUUCCUGCGAGGCAGCUCGGAUGCCAGCGAUUGGAGGAGGAUCCUCCUCUUGGGCGAAAGAUCCCACGAUAAUCUAAUGGCUGCCAAGGGUCAAUCCGUCCAGCAGCAUAAUCCCAAACAGCUGGAGAGCAGCAUGGAAAACUUUCAGAGGGCUCUGGCCGAGCUGAAGGAGAAGUAUGCCACGCUCGUCCAACCCCGUAGUGCUAGCCAAUAUGCAGUAAUCAUUUGA
Drosophila subpulchrella is the source of this 969-nucleotide messenger RNA. Its product is annotated as collagen alpha-3(IX) chain. Lineage: Eukaryota; Metazoa; Arthropoda; Insecta; Diptera; Drosophilidae. The record is from RefSeq and is a predicted model, not a curated record. The coding region runs from base 46 to 969 and encodes 307 amino acids. The transcript has 2 exons.